AUGAAUGAAUCGGUGUACGAGAAAAACACUUGGCAAUGGUACAAGGAUGUAAUGAGGUCGUGGUUGGAGGACCCUGGGGUAGAGGAGUAUGGGGGCCUAAACUUAACAUCAUUGAAUAUGGACCAGGCCUACAUGAUAGGGGUUUCGGAUAGAAAUGUUGGCGUUUACAGCGUUUCCGACGAUUGCUUUCGAUGUCCCUUCGAGCUUCAGAAGACUUUAGAAGCCGGCGUAGAGAGUUCUUUCGUGGUGAGCACAGCUCGGCGCGCCACCUGGCGAGUUUAUGAGGAUGUCAGCUCACAGUACAUGAGCGCUGGAAAUACCACGGAUCUCAUUUGUCAGUUGCGUCCGGAAUUGGGUCAAUUUGGUGUAUACACGUUGAACGUUAGUGGCAGUGGCUGCGACGUCAGGACUGACAAGGAGCCUGUCAAUAUUUACUUGCCUCUUCUCCUCGUACUGGCUGUGCUUUUUGGAAUAUGGAUACUAUACGGUUUGGGCAAGCUGAUAACGUCGCGGAUCUGGCGCACAGGGAAGCUACGUUACGGGGACAAAGAGCUGGCAAUACAGCAACGACUUCGUGCGCUCGACACGUUCAGAGGGAUAGCAAUUGUGUUCAUGAUUUUCGUGAAUGACGGCGCCGGUGGCUACUGGUGGCUAGAGCAUGCCACUUGGAACGGCUUGGCUGCGGGCGAUCUCGUAUUCCCCGCCUUCCUUUGGAUUAUGGGGGUUUGCAUCCCGCUGUCAGUGAAGAGUGCCUUUGCGAAGGGGAUACCAAGGUGGAAAAUUCUUCUACACAUCCUCAGGCGUUCAAUCAUGAUGUUCCUGCUGGGCGUCUCUCUGAAUACGAUGUACGGUUCAAACAUGUUGGGCGAGCUCCGCAUAUUUGGGGUUCUGCAAAGGCUCGCCGUGGCCUACUUGGUAGCGGCUGGGUUCUAUGCUCUUACUGCUCCAAAAUAUUACACACCGCCACGAGGGGCAUGUGGGCAGGCAUUCAAAGAUGUGUUAUCAUGUGUGUGGUGCUGGGCGCUGGUUGGGGUGCUGGUGGCCGUUCAUACAUCCAUUACAUUUAUCGUUCAUCACCCUGACUGUCCCGCUGGUUACCUCGGGCCCGGCGGGAAGCACGACGAGUGGGUGGCACCGGAGUGCAGCGGCGGCGCGGCCGGCUACAUCGACCGCCUACUGCUGGGCGACGCGCACCUCUACCAGAACAGCGACGCGCGUCGUCUAUACGGCGGCCCCCCAACCGACCCCGAGGGUAUAUUAGGUUGCGUGACGUCGGCGGUGCAGGCGCUGCUGGGCGUGCAGGCGGGCGCCACGGCGCUGCUGCAGCGCUCGCACCGCGCGCGCGCGUCGCGCUGGCUGGCCGCCGCGCUCGCGCUCGCGCUCGCCGGCGCGCUGCUCGCCGGCUGCUCGCGCGACCACGGCCUGCUGCCCAUCAACAAGAACUUGUGGUCUAUGUCAUUCGUUCUGGUCACGACGGCGUGUUCGCUGGCUUUGCUCAGCAUUUGCUACACGUUCACGGACGUGUGGCGCAUUUGGGGAGGAGAACCGUUCCGAGCCCCGGGACUUAAUGCAAUAGCCCUGUACGUCGGUCACUCUGUCUGCGGGCAUUUGUUCCCGUUCCACUGGCGCAUUCCCCACAUGCGCACCCACUCGGUGUAUCUUAUUGAAGCGGUUUGGGGCACAGCACUCUGGGUGAUCAUUGCCCACAUCAUGGCGAAGAAGAAAGUGUUCAUAACCCUCUGA
Molecule: messenger RNA, 1743 nt
Organism: Parnassius mnemosyne (clouded apollo)
Lineage: Eukaryota; Metazoa; Arthropoda; Insecta; Lepidoptera; Papilionidae
Source: the annotation of a GenBank genome assembly